Messenger RNA from Microplitis demolitor, 1061 nucleotides. RefSeq lists its product as uncharacterized. Bases 168 to 833 code for a protein of 221 amino acids. The record is from RefSeq and is a predicted model, not a curated record. The transcript is spliced from 5 exons. Lineage: Eukaryota; Metazoa; Arthropoda; Insecta; Hymenoptera; Braconidae.
UCUCGGUAUCCAGUAUCGUGAUCAUCGCUACUGACAAAAGUUAUACAUUUCAUAAAUAGAGUGAAUAUUAAUUUUCGAAAUUAUUGUUAUUUAUUUUUAUUUAAAUUUUGGUUUAAAACUUCAUUUUAUAAUAUUUACUUAUAGUAAUUAUUAUUUUUAAAUUUGCAAUGAAAAGUCACUCGCGGUUAAUUGUGUUUAUUUUACUAGUUUGUAUAUCAUCAUUAAUCACAGCUGAAGCAAUCCGAGGUAUUUCGCGAACGUAUCUUCAACAUUCGGCAUUAGCAAGACAAUUAAAUGGUGGUGAUAAAAUGAGUGAUGUGAUAACAAAGUACAAUGAACGAAGAGCAGCAGGUAUUUUGGCACAGCCAAGAGUGGGUAGAACAAUGGGAGCCGCAAGUCUUAUUCGUUCUGAUGGUCCUACAGGUUUGGUUCAUUAUCCUCGGGUUGGGCGAUCGGGUCACUCUUCUUCUUUCAACAACAUCAAUGACAACAACUCCUUGAAGUUUAGUCCUGAUUCAGGAGAACCGAGUCGUGGUAAUUUCAAUUCCGAACUUUCUAUGGAUCUCGAUUAUCAAGAACGCCUCGACAGUGAUGAAAAAACAUGGAAACCGAUGGACAUUUCAACAAGAGGAAUUUUUUGGGCUGCUACCAAACCUAGACGAGAAUCAAGAAGAGAACAACAGCAUUUAAGAUUAUUCCGCAGUGAAGGUGACAAUGAUGAAAACUGGAUUGCUUUGCCAGUCCAAUUCCAAGAUUUUUCAAAUAUAGAACAACAGCAACAAGAAUCCUCUCAAGAUGUAUCAAAGAUCACCAGGGAAAUGAAUCAUGCUUGAUCGGAUAUUCUUAAACUUAAAAAAAUACGUAUUUUGAUUUCCCAACGGUAAAAAAUAAUUUAUAAAAAAUAAAAAAAAAAUAAAUUUAAAGCUUCUUCAAUUGAUUACUUGUUCCGCACAAAAGAAACUCGAAAGCUGGAAAUAAUUGGAAACAACUUUCAAUAAAUUGAGUUACAGAUUAUAAAAUAAAGUAAUAUUUAGAUCUAUUGUAAUAAAAUUUUUAUAAUA